Fukomys damarensis (Damara mole-rat) is the source of this 1465-nucleotide messenger RNA. RefSeq names its product membrane-spanning 4-domains subfamily A member 12-like. The record is from RefSeq and is a predicted model, not a curated record. NCBI's taxonomy places the organism in Eukaryota, Metazoa, Chordata, Mammalia, Rodentia, Bathyergidae. Gene Ontology annotation, biological process: cell surface receptor signaling pathway. The transcript is spliced from 8 exons. Gene Ontology annotation, cellular component: plasma membrane. Bases 661 to 1146 code for a protein of 161 amino acids.
GCGAGACUGUUGGAGGAGGCGGCGCCCACCGGGCAGGAGCUUCCACCAGGGACUAGGAGAUCUGGGGCAAAGGGCACUACCUGUAAGGUCACGCCCUUCUGACCCUGCGAUCCAGUCAGCGUAGAAACCCAUGGCUCGGUGUGGACCGCACGGAGAACAGGCCCUGCAGCACUACUUCCGCUGGAGCUCGGGUCGGUUCCUUCUGUUUGCUUCCCAGUAACAGUACUGCAGGAGUUUCCUGCUGCAGAGAAAGGAGGCUUGGAGAGAGUAAACGCCGCAGCCUCGGUCACACAGGAACUGGUGUGAAGGAUGGACACUCUACGGAGGGCAGUACUAGGAGUUACCCAGAACAGCAAGGGCCUCCACAGCUGUGAGGACAGAGAUCUGUGAGCCACGACUGUUCAUGGGCUAAACACCCACUUUGCUUUCAUAUCGGCCUCCCCGCCUCUCCUGCAGCUGUCCCAGGUGUGCACCCCAGACUCUUCCCACAGGCACCCUUGAGCCAGGACUGAACUCAGGAAGUAGCAGCAGCAAGCAGUGGAGUCAACCGGGGUGACCAAACUCCGGAGUUUUCCUGCCUGGGACAGCCACGGUAUCAGCUGUGGCCUACAGAAGAGAAAAACCAUUAAUCUCCUCAUCUCUGCUGUACCUUAGCGAAAAAUGCCACAGAAUCAGAUACUGAUAAAAGAGGAAAUGAGAAUAUUAGGGGCCAUACAGAUAAUGAACGGCCUGAUUAUUCAGUUCCUGGGAACCAUUUGGGGAUACCUGCUCAUCUCGCAAACAACUGCACUGCUUUCUGUCUAUAUUCCUAUCGUAACUCUCGUGGGAUACCCAUUUUGGUCAACUUUAACUUUCAUCUUCUCAGGAGCCUUUACAGUAGUAAUGCAGAAGAGGCCUUCACUGUACACGAUAUCUUAUGCGAUCUUGGGGAACAUCAUCAGCUCCUGCAUCGCGGUGCUCGGCCUGCUCUUGCUAAUAUUUGAGCUUAGUGUAGCUACCUUUUUGGUAGAAACAUCUAUUUGGCAAAUGAGAAGUGCUAAAAUGCUCUCGGGAUAUUUGUUCCUGUUCACUGCUUUGGAGCUGUUUGUGGCCAGUGUAGCAACCCACUGGGCAUACCAAGCAAAAAAGUCAAACCUAAAUACAUAGUAAAAUUGGAAGCUGAAUUUCUAUCUGAAGGCAUUCAAACUCAUAAUCUAAAGGAAAAAAUUUUGUAGCUCUAUUUAAACACAAAGUAAACAUAUAAAUACCCACGUAUCAUUCUUCGUUCUCCUCUAAACAAAGUGAAAAGCAAAGAAUGGAUUGAACAUAUUAGAACAUAGCAUUUUCUACCCAAACUAGACAGAGCUGAAAUGGAAAGAAGAGAAGAAGACUAAGAGGAAGAGAAAAGGAAGGAAAUGAAGAAAAUAACUUAAAGGCAUGUAGUUUUAGGGAUCCCAAUAAUGAGGGAAAUCCAAUCAGAAUGCUU